This is a messenger RNA of Aureobasidium pullulans EXF-150, 1527 nucleotides long. RefSeq names its product cytochrome P450. Lineage: Eukaryota; Fungi; Ascomycota; Dothideomycetes; Dothideales; Saccotheciaceae. Bases 1 to 1527 code for a protein of 508 amino acids. Gene Ontology annotation, molecular function: iron ion binding; monooxygenase activity; oxidoreductase activity, acting on paired donors, with incorporation or reduction of molecular oxygen. The transcript is spliced from 3 exons. The record is from RefSeq and is a predicted model, not a curated record.
AUGGUUGACAGCUGCAACCCAGGCGCCCUCAUGUGGCUGCUUCUCGUCGUUCCGUUCAGAGCACCCUGCUGGCCUCAUUGUCCUUCACCCUGCUAUUCUACAAUUGGCUUGCGCAGCUCUCUUCGUCUCGUCGCCAUACUGUACACAAGCUUCGCGCUUCUAAUAUCUUUCUACAAUCUUCGUGCCUCGCCCAAGUGCGGCCUCUUUUGGCUCUUUUCAAGAGCUGGCAUCCACACUCUACUCACCGUGGCAGCCGUCGCGGAAGCCUGUCAAGGGCCGAGCUUGACAGAUCUCAGAGCAUACCACGAUCUAUUGAUCCAGUCUCUCAUGCUCGAAUUCUUGGUCUUGCUCUGUGCCCGUGAAAUGCUCAAUCUUUGUGUCCGCAUCCCUGGUCCGCUUCUCGCCAAAUCCACCUUCAUCUGGAACGCCUGGCAUCUCGUCAGAGGCACCUAUGAGCAAGCUGUUCUCGAAGCUCAUCAAACCUAUGGAGCUGUUGUACGCGUCGCCCCCAAUACCUAUUCGGUUUCCAGAGAUUGCUCUCAGCUAGAUGCUCGGUUCGAACUCCACCCUUGUGACUAUUACAGUCCGCAUAUCGCUCUGAUACGCAUCUUCAGGCACUGCAGUAAUCAUGAGCAUGUGCUGAGCCAAGCAUCAGCCAACGAGCCAGCCAUUGAUGCCUGUAUCGAAGGGCUGAUUGAAAAGUUGGCCGCUUCGAUGGAUAAAGAAGGCCUUCAAGUCUCAAAGUUGCUGACUUGCUUCGGCUGGGAUGUGAUGAGUGCAAUCAUCACUGGCGACCAGUACGGAUUCGUGGACUCCCCCGACGCUGCUGUACUUGCCGACAUACUUGCUAGGUCCAGGGUUGAGUCCAUCUGGGACGGAUCGUUUUUCCGCUUCCAUCCAGUGGUCGCUAAGAUGACAGCAUGGUUCGUUCCCCGAGCCAGCAUUACAGAGUGGUUGUCAUUAUCCAAGGUUGCAAUGGCCCGGCGCUACAUGACAGACGACAAUGGGAACGACCUUGAGACGGCUACAAAGGCUAUGCAAGAUCACCUGGAUCGAAAAUCCGAGUUUCUCCAUACCGAAUUCGGAAUCCACUGCAGUCCUCACGACUAUCAUUACUUUAGCGUCUUGUCGCUCUUGAUGGGAACAGCCGAUCCCAUUGUCGCCUAUCUUCAGACAACCAUGACAUACCUCGCAUGCCACCCUGAUGCGCAAAUCCAGAUCAGAGCAGAGGCGGGAUCAAGUCUGAGUGAAGACGACUUGUCUCUUCAGCAUUUGCUUGGCCUGAGCUCCCGACUUCCGUACCUCAACGCGGUUCUGCGUGAAUCUGACAGGUUGACGGCGACUGAAGGGAUUGUCUUGAAUCAGUGUGCUGAAGAGCCAGUCGAGACGCAAGGAUGCCGCAUUCCAGCGGGAUCUACCAUUCGUUUGACAAGAAGUGCUGCCGGUCGCGACAGAUCUCUCUUUGGUGAUGAUAUGGACAGGUGGGACCCUUCUAGAUGGUUAAACAAGGAGAUUGCUGUGAGUUGA